This is a messenger RNA of Aspergillus puulaauensis, 1140 nucleotides long. Its product is annotated as SDR family oxidoreductase. The coding region runs from base 1 to 1140 and encodes 379 amino acids. The transcript has a single exon. The record is from RefSeq and is a predicted model, not a curated record. NCBI's taxonomy places the organism in Eukaryota, Fungi, Ascomycota, Eurotiomycetes, Eurotiales, Aspergillaceae.
AUGGCUAAAACCGCUCUCAUCACGGGUGCCAAUGGCAUCACUGGUUCUGCAAUCCUCGAAUACCUCGUCAAGAAUACAACAGCGUCCCAAUGGGAACGUAUCAUCAUCACGUCUCGAUCGCCCCUGAAGAUGGCCAUUCAUGAUUCUCGCGUCGAGUUCGUUGCUCUCGACUUUGCCAAUCCGCCGGAGAAGCUCGCGGACCAGAUGCGCUCUCAAUGUGCUGCUGUGACCCACGCCUACUUCUCAUCCUACGUCCACAAGGACGACUUUGCCGAGCUGAACGAAGCCAAUCGCAGCCUGUUUGAGAAUUUCCUCAAUGCUUUGACUGAUGUGGCAAAGGGCCUGCAGAACUGCACUCUCCAGACUGGGGGGAAGUACUACAAUGUCCACCUCCGACCAGUUCCAUGGCCAGCCCACGAAGACGACCCUCGUCUUGUUCCCGCCGCGCAAAACUUCUACUAUCACCAGGAAGACUUCUUGGCUGAGAAACAGCGCGGUUCAGCCUGGACCUGGAAUGUGAUCCGCCCGGAGGCCAUCAUCGGCCAUACCACCAAGCCUAAUGGCAUGAACGAGGCCCUUACCAUUGCACUCUACUUCUUGAUCAACAAGGAGCUGGGCGUACAGGCCCCCAUGCCAACCAACUCCGCCUAUUUCAACGGGGUGGAUGAUGUAUCUGAUGCACGUCUCAUUGCCGAUUUGACAAUCUACGCCUCAACCCACGAAAAUUGUGCAAACGAAGCCUUCAACGCCACGAAUGGUGACGUCUUCAGCUGGCGAUAUAUGUGGCCCCGACUGGCUGAUUGGUUUGGAGCCAGCGCUUCGGCCAACCAGUCCUUCAAGCAGACAUCCUUCAGCGAGGGUGAAACUCAUCUUGACAUCAAUCUCGAACAGUGGGCGCAAGACAAGAGGGACGUCUGGAACAGGCUCUGCGAUAGAACGGGCUCUCCUCAGAGCAAAGCAACCUUUGAUGCAGGAACUUGGGCUUUCCAAGAUUGGGUGUUUCAGCGGACCUGGAGUUCACCCCUGAGCAUCAACAAGGCACGCAGAUUUGGUUGGACUGGCCAUGUGGACUCGUUUGAUUCGUUUGUUGAUGCUUUUAACAGGUUCAAGGAGCUUUCGCAGAUUCCCUCCGCCACGUAG